AAGAUGAAGCGAGGACUUGCUUGUUGCACCCGGGACAGGGAGAUUAGCGUCGACUUUGAUGAGCAUGAGAGAAUAAUGACAUACAAUGGCCUUGAAAAUUGCAUUCUGAAUGUUCGAUCUUUUGAGAAUGAGAGCAGAACAAGUAGAGGAGAUGAGUUUGCAACUGACUCAAUGGAUGAUGAUGCUUCUACCUGUUCUUCUGGCAAAGAUGCUUUUGGCUCAUUUUCUUCAAAAUGGUUGACAGUGAAUAAGGAUGACCAUGGUCUGGAUCAAUGGGAUCACUUAGACAGUCCCAAGAAAAUCUAUGUCAAAGAAAAACCUUCCUAUGCACUUCAGUAUGCCAAUGUGGAGGCAAUGAAAGAAAAAUUUGCAAAGCUGCUAUUGGGUGAUGAUAUUACAGGAGGGCACAAGGGCCUCAGCACUGCUUUAGCAUUGUCAAAUGCCAUCACAAAUCUAGCAGCAACGGUUUUUGGAGAGUUGUGGAAACUGGAACCACUAUCUGAAGAGAGGAAAACCAAAUGGCGAAGAGAAAUGGACUGGUUUCUCUCCCCUACCAACUAUAUGGUUGAGCUGGUUCCUGCCAGGCAAAAUGGUGCUAAUGGCCGGACAUUAGAGAUUAUGACUCCGAAAGCACGUGCGGACAUACACAUCAAUCUUCCAGCACUUAAGAAGUUGGACUCCAUGCUCAUUUUGACACUUGAUUCAAUGGUAGAUACUGAGUUUGGGUAUGUAGAAGUAGGUAGCAGGGCAGAAGGACGGAACAGAACACCAGGGCAGAGUAAGAGAUGGUGGCUCCCAUCACCCCAGGUACCAGCUACUGGGCUGUCUGAUAAAGCAAAGAAUAAUUUACUUAAACAGGGUAGGGUGGUACAUCAGGUAUUCAAGGCUGCCAGAACCAUCAAUGAAAGUGUUCUUCUGGAAAUGCCUGUGCCAACCAUCAUCAGGGAUGCACUUCCCAAGUCAGGAAAAGCAAGCCUUGGCGAGGAACUGUACAAGAUCUUGACUGCAGAAUCAAGUUCAGCUGAGGAAGUGCUCAAUUCUCUCAAUCUAAAAUCCGAACACUAUGCCCUCGAUGUUAUCAACAGGUUGGAAGCUGCUGUAUUUUCGUGGAAAGAAAGAAUUACAGAACAGGAAAGUGGUAAAUCCCCUGUUCGAGCAUCAUGGUCCUUCAUUAAGGACCCAAUGUCUGAGAUUAAUAAGAUGGAGUCCCUAUUGGAUCGAGCAGAAAGACUGUUACAGCAGCUCAAGAACAGAUACCACAACCUUCCUCAAACUUUUCUUGAUGCCACAAAAAUUCAAUAUGGCAAGGAUAUUGGGCAUUCAAUCUUGGAAGCAUAUUCUCGAGUCCUUGGAAAUUUGGCUUUCAGCAUACUGUCUAGAAUAGGGGAUAUACUGCAUGAAGAUGCUCUGAACACUCCCAAUUCACUUACAGCACCAUCUUACUUCCCAGGGAUUAGUUUUACUAAUAACUUAGAAAGUUCAGUGCUUGGACAAAACAUAAGAAAUUCAUCCUUUGAUCGAAGCAGUGGAGAUCACCGUAACUCUGGCUCCACUUCAUGUAGUGUUGAUUUAGAGUUUUCAUACAGUGUGACUAAAGGAAGCCCUUUAACAGCAACACCAAGUCGCGCUAGGGCUUGGUGCAUUGGUAGGGAGGCUUGUAUCAGUGUUUCCCCUACAAAUUCCCCUUGAUGACAAUUUUUGUCUGAAGGAACUCUUAUUGUAAAUGAGGAUCAUAUAUUUAAUGCUAUACAUAUUAAGUUCA
Molecule: messenger RNA, 1762 nt
Organism: Argentina anserina (silverweed cinquefoil)
Lineage: Eukaryota; Viridiplantae; Streptophyta; Magnoliopsida; Rosales; Rosaceae
Product: rop guanine nucleotide exchange factor 14
Exons: 8
Coding region: 4-1689 (561 amino acids)
Molecular function (GO): guanyl-nucleotide exchange factor activity
Source: RefSeq, a predicted model, not a curated record